Molecule: messenger RNA, 666 nt
Organism: Cicer arietinum (chickpea)
Lineage: Eukaryota; Viridiplantae; Streptophyta; Magnoliopsida; Fabales; Fabaceae
Source: RefSeq, a predicted model, not a curated record
UGAGAGGGAGCGAUAGUUUGUUGUGUAAGAUGAGUGAUUUGGUGUAUAGAAUCAGCGUAGCUAAGGAGUGGGAGGAACUGCAGAACAAUGGAUUCACUUUCGGUGGUGAACUUGACAAGUCCUCUGGUUUCAUCCAUCUUAGCAAACUUGAUCAGGUUCGGUCAACGCUGGAUAAUUUUUUCUUGAAUAGUAAAGAAGAACUAUACCUGCUUCAAAUUGAUGCUAAAAAGCUUGGCGAUGGUUUGGUGUAUGAAAUUGUGGAUGGUUCAAAUAGCUUCCCUCAUUUUUAUGGCCCAUCUAGAAGCUUUAUCCCUCUCCCCCUAGACACGGUAACAAAAGCAGAGAAGCUGGCUCGCUCAAAUGGCCGGUUCAGUUGUAGUUUGCUUGAUUAAGUAUUCUGCUGAUCAGAUGUCUGUCAAUAUCUUGUUAUGUCAUACUUCUUUGUAAUACGCGCGUGUGUGGAAUGUGAAUGUUUGUUGCCUACUAUCAGCCAACUAUCUCUGUAAGGGACAAACCUUGAUCAUCCUUUUUUAAUGAAGCAGAUGGAAUGAUGAGUUGCUGACAUGCUACUGUUGAAAUUCCUAGUGGCUUGACAACCAAUGAUUUUAUUGUACUAUUUUAUGUAUAUCUCGAAUUCUCAAUCAACAUGUAACUCUUGUUUAUACC